UAAUUGGUUGUUCGUGGUUGCUAAUGCUGUUCAAUGACCUGAAAUUUAGCGUUUAUCAUAUUAAACUUUCUUUUAAAAAAAAAUUGUUAUUUGUUUGAAUCAUUUAGUUAUUCAUUUUUGCUAAUGCAAUACACUUCUCUGUUUGAUAACAAUUAUCAUUGCUAGCAUUCCUUUAAGAACACUUAGAAUUAAACAAUGAAUGAUAUUUUAAAAUCUAAUGAAAUUAUUAAUAAUAAUGAAUUGGAUAUCCUUAUUGAUGAUAUAAAUGAUGAUGAAGAACUAUCUUCAUUAAUACAAUGUUUUCCUAAAGAAACUAAACAAUUUAUAUUGAAACUUAGAAAUUCACAUCUUGAUAAAUCUAAUAAUGGUCAAUUAAAACAGAAUAGUAAAAAGCAAACACAUCGAUGUUUAACAAAUUUUGAUGUUGAAGCACCAUUUAGUACAUCAACAACAUAUAGAAAUACAUUUUGUCAUCAAACUAAUAAUAAUGUUAAUGAACAAAAUGAAACAUCUAAAUUUCCAAUAGGUCAACCAAUUCUACGUUUUGGUGAAAUGCCUGUUUUCACUGAUUCGAUUUUAUAUCCCGGUCAAAAUCGUCGAUUACAAAGUACAACACAUGAAACAUUUGUUGAAAAGCCAAUCACUUACACAGAACCUGCAAAACCGGUACCAACAAAUCUUCGUGUUGAAGGUGAACGAGAUUUUUUAACUACAAAUAAAAGUGUUUACACAGUCAAACCGAUAACAGGAUGUCCUGUACGUAGACUAAAGAUGCCAAGUACUCCAAAACCACGUGUUAGCGAACCAUUUUCUGGUGAAACUCAAUUUCGUGCAGAUUUUCCCCCAGAACGUGCAUGGAAUAGUGUUGAUCCAAUGAGCUCAAUUGUACCACAACCAUGUCAACCGCCAAAAGCACAAAUUCAGUUGCGCGACACAAACGAGAUAUCUUUUCAUACAGAACAGCGUGAUCAAUUUCAAGGUCAUGAUGCUAAGACUAAUCCAAAACCGAAAUCAUUCAAACAUGAACCAUCGGUUUAUACCAAACCAGCUAUUAAACUUGAUUGUAAUUCAGUGACGAAAUUGGAUUUCCAACCAUAUACAACUGAACAAAUACUUAGUGUGAACGCAAAGGUAAACAUCAAUAUUUCUUUCAGGUUCUUAUAUUUAUUUGGACUUUCGUUUUAUUUCCCCCACAUUUCUGUAAAUGAUUCCUAACGUUCUCUUUUUUAGUGCAAUGGGUUUGUGUAGAAUAUUGGACUUUCAUAAUUCAUACCAAAGACUGUAGUUAGACAAUUAUUAGAAAUUCAGAGUCACUAGACGGCCGUUUCGUCCCAGUAUUAGAGUCCUCAGCAGCGCGAAUCCACAGCCCUGCAACCAGGAGUGGAACCCAGGAUUUUGGGUUUCGCGUGUGCCGAGAUCCGAUGAUGUACAAGUUCGACCUCAGUAAAUCCAGGAGGUAUGUAACACUGAACCCUGGAUUAAGCAAUCGCGCGCAAGGUUUCAAUUCCUGGGUUCUACUCUUGGUUGUGGCGUCAUGGAUGUAAACUUCUGAGAUGUCUCGUGCUUGGACGUAAUAGGCCUCUGGUCCUUCCUAAUAUCCAAUAACUGGCUAACUUGGAUUGCAUUAUGAUCCCAAUAAAACCAGUACAUUUACUCUUCGAUGAUCACUUUUCAUAAGCUAGCAUCCAUUGUUUUACGAUUAAUAUGAGUAAUAUCGAUCCACGUCAUAAAUAAUUAGUCCAUUCUAGCUAUGUUUUGCUUCCAGAUGCAUCACUUUAUUUUUAAAUUAAUUUCGACAGAUUACAAGGAUUGUUUGCUAAUUUUGUGUCACUUGUUCUUAUUGUUUUAGUCUACCUUCGGUCGAAAAAUA
This is a messenger RNA of Schistosoma bovis, 1870 nucleotides long. The record is from the annotation of a GenBank genome assembly. Lineage: Eukaryota; Metazoa; Platyhelminthes; Trematoda; Strigeidida; Schistosomatidae.